AUGUUGUCAGAUAUUGCAUGUACUGCUUGGCAUGCUAUGGAAUUAGGAGAAGUCAAACAAGGACAAACUGUAGCAUUAUGGGGUCGUGGUCCCGGAGGACUUAUUGCUAUUAUGUGUGCUAAACAUCGAGGCGUCAAAAGAAUUAUUGCUAUUGAUCAUAUACCAAAACGAUUAGAAAAAGCACAUGAAUUAGGUGCAGAAACUAUUAGUUAUGAUGAACAAUUGAUUAUUCCAACAAUGUUAGAAAUUUGUAAAGAUGGCCCAGAUGUAUGUAUUGAUGCAACAGGUUUUCGAUAUGCAAAAGAGACAAUACAUAAAAUUGAACGUUUAUUAAGAUUAGAAACAGAUGCAACAUCUGCAAUUUAUGAAGCUAUUUAUUUGGUUAAGAAAUUUGAUAAUAUUAGUGUUAUUGGUGAUUAUUAUGGUCUUACUAAUCAUUUUCCAAUUGGUGCAUUAUUUGAUAAAGGUAUUACAUUUUGUGCAGGUGUUGUAUGUGUUCAAAAAUACUAG
Rotaria sp. Silwood1 is the source of this 510-nucleotide messenger RNA. Lineage: Eukaryota; Metazoa; Rotifera; Eurotatoria; Philodinida; Philodinidae. The record is from the annotation of a GenBank genome assembly.